GUCUAGUUCCAAGUCUUGCUUGCGCGCAAGCCACAUGUGUAUGUUUUCCUUUCUCCCAGCUCGUCGCUUCUACAUCUACAAAAAAUUCCCCUUCAACGAACACUUCUGUUAUAUGUCUUAUUCCCCGUCCCCCUCCAAUAUACGAUAGCCAGUUACUAGCUAACUGCUGUUGGAUUCCGUGGUCGAUGUGUAGUUUAUUCGUGUUGGCGUUGUUUGUUGUUGAGUCACUGGAAUCUCCCGGAAUGGGCCUGCAUUGUCGUGCAUGUAUUUCAUGUACAAAUACUCACGGACUCGCUCUCCGAUUUGCCGAGGUUUAUCCGAAGCUGCAGCGGAUUGCCCCAUCAGGAAUCCAUUCAUUACAGCAUUCAGGAAAUCUUCGCAUGAGGUAAGGAAGCAUAAGACUCUGCAAAUAUUCUACAUCAACCAAGUUGAUACUUCGAGCUCCGUCAAGCCAUGUGUCCCUCCAUUCUUCAGCGUAGAAAAUAGUAGACUCGGAACCCAUAAGAGCUCGGUGGAAGCGUGCAGGCUGAUCAGCUUUUGCGCUAUCACUGGGGGCUGUAGGUCCGACGAUGCACCACUCCCUCAACCGCCCACCCUCGCCUCUCAGUGUUGGAUAGGCUGCGCUUCAGUCGCUAUGGCUGAAGCGGCGCAAGUAGACGAACGACACAGACUGGCAAAACGUUCCCAGGCCCAAGGCUGGCAUGUGUAUUUCGUAACGGGGCAUCGAAGAACGCAAGGAGCUGAUUCACCGGAAAUCCGGUGAAGUUGGGACGAGGCGUACUGUCCCAAGUAAUCGAGAUAGGGUAUGCAACAAGGCAUCCAUGACGCCUGGUGAUGGCAAUGCACUGGACGGCAUGAUCUGUGCAUGUUGCAUGUCCAUUCCUCGAGCGUGGAGGUACCGAUAAGCAGGUGGACCACAGUCGCUAGUAUGUCAGCAAACAGAUGGGGUAGCUGACCGCCACGCAGAGACGGGGAAAUUAGAAGACAG
Molecule: messenger RNA, 988 nt
Organism: Cantharellus anzutake
Lineage: Eukaryota; Fungi; Basidiomycota; Agaricomycetes; Cantharellales; Hydnaceae
Exons: 2
Coding region: 263-763 (166 amino acids)
Source: RefSeq, a predicted model, not a curated record